Molecule: messenger RNA, 3845 nt
Organism: Aquila chrysaetos chrysaetos
Lineage: Eukaryota; Metazoa; Chordata; Aves; Accipitriformes; Accipitridae
Gene: TGIF1
Product: TGFB induced factor homeobox 1
Exons: 3
Coding region: 1144-1893 (249 amino acids)
Biological process (GO): regulation of transcription by RNA polymerase II
Molecular function (GO): DNA-binding transcription factor activity, RNA polymerase II-specific; RNA polymerase II cis-regulatory region sequence-specific DNA binding
Source: RefSeq, a predicted model, not a curated record
UCCUGUUGUCUGUGCAGGAUCUUUGUUCCAAGAAGUUCUCUGCAUGGCUCCAGGAGCCCAUUGUGCAAGGCAUGUUCUCAGGUUAGGUUGAAAGCCUGACAGCACUUUUCCGUGAAGCUAUGACAAAUACAAAGCAGUUUGCUCAGAAUCAUUUUAAAGCAAACUUGACAUAUUUUCUACAUAAAUUAAGAACCUGUUUACAUAAUUUGGAGUUUAUCUUGUGUUGGCUAUUUAAAUAUUGUCUAUUGUUCCUGUUCCAUGACUGGAUAAUUUAUGUAGCUAAUCAUCACAGGAAAAAUUUGGUAUGUCAGUUUGGUGUUUGUUGGUUACAUAAAUCAUCAACUGGGAAAAUGAAAACCAUAUUAAGUGAGUUACUGAAGUAACUACACCAGACAAAUUACAGAUUGAUCAUCCUGCUGGGAAUGCUUGCAUAUCAAAAAUCUGUAUUGAAAUUUGGAUGACUUAAACUAAAUAUAAGGAUGUUGGAGCUAUUCAUAAAUAGGGGAAGGAAAGAAUAAUUUACCAUGUCAGCUUUGGCUAAAGUUUGAAAGUGUGAGGAAAGGUCUUCCUCUGCUUCCCCCUCCCCGCCCCGCCAAGUAUUAAGGAAAACUUGCACAGGCACACCUUUUUUCUUUCUUUCUGUGUUGUGGGGUUUUGUUUGUUUGUUUAAAUGACAUUAAUUCCUUCUAUUUCUUUACUUAUGGAUAUAACCAUAGCUUUAUAUAGUUUUAUACUUUCACAGGCAUGCUUCUUGUAUUUUAGGGCUAACUUUGUUUCCUUGAACAGAAUUUUUGAAUUGUGACUGGUUGCCCACAUAAAAGUUUUACUUUUGACAUUUAACUUGCUUUUACUAUGAAGGUUUUUAGUUUUGAUAUUAUGAAUGAGCAAGUUUCUUCUCCCGCCCCCCCCAAUCUAAGUUCAAAAUACAGAAAGAUUAAGGGCUUGUUUUCCUUCUAUAGUUUCUAGAAAAUGCUUCUGAAAGCCAGUAUAAUUCCCCUUGAAAUUAGUAUUAAAUUGUACUAGUUGAAAAUGGGAGCUAUCUUAUUUGAAUUUAUAUAUAGUUCAUAAGAUUCCUAAAAUUUCUGGUGAGCUUAACCUGGUGUAGUUGCAAUAUCAGGCAGUGAAACGGAGGAUGAUGACACUAUGGAGGUCCCACUGGAUCUUUCCUCAUCUGCUGGCUCAGGCAAACGGAGGAGACGUGGCAACCUGCCCAAGGAAUCCGUGCAGAUUCUUCGGGACUGGCUAUAUGAGCACCGAUACAAUGCUUAUCCUUCAGAGCAAGAAAAAGCGCUGUUAUCCCGACAAACACACCUUUCCACACUACAGGUCUGCAACUGGUUUAUCAAUGCACGCCGCAGGCUUUUACCUGACAUGCUGAGGAAGGAUGGCAAAGACCCAAAUCAGUUCACUAUCUCUCGGCGAGGGACCAAGCUUCCUGAGGGCAACCUGGUGGAGUCUUCCAUCAGCACAAAGAACUACAUUCCCUUGCUGGAGGAGACUGCCUUCCUUCCCACUGCUGCACCGGUCGGCAAGACUGUGUCCUCUUCCAAGCCGGCUUCCCCGGGAUCGGUCCUGGCUCGGCCGUCGGUGAUUUGCCACACGACUGUGACUGCAUUGAAGGACGCCCCUUUCCACUUUUGCCAGCCAGCUGAUGUAGGCCAGACCACGGACCUGCAGCAGCCCCCGGCCAACGGCUUCACAGACAACUCCCUCUCCUACCAUGAGGACGCCUCUAAACUGGGACCUGGUGCAAACACACAAAGCGGGCUCUUUAACACUCCUCCUCCAACCCCACCAGACCUUAACCAGGAUUUUAGUGGAUUUCAGCUACUGGUGGAUGUUGCACUCAAAAGGGCGGCAGAGAUGGAGUUGCAGGCGAAACUUAUGGCCUAAAUCCCUUUCCUUCUUCUUCCCCGUUUUGUUUUUCCAGGCAGGGAUCUAACAGCUGUGUGGUUAUUGCCACCCACACAAUAUCAAAAGACUUCACUGCAUUAUUAUUAUUAUUUUUUUUAUUAAUCUUAUUUGCACAAGGGAUUGCUGAAAUGAAGCUUCCUGUCACUGAGAUGGUCUUCAGUGGAAUAUGGUCAUUCCAAGAAUUAUAAACUUAAAGCUACUGUAGAAAGAAAGGGUUGUGUGUUUUUUUUUUGUUUUGUUUUGUUUUUUUUUAAUGUUUUCUUUGUAGGUUUUUCAUAAUGUGAGAUGGUUCCCAAGAUCAUGUGAUUUGUUUUUGUUUCUUUCAGACUGUGCAAUAUCUAGUAAUGAUAUAGAGUCUUCUUAUCAUUCCCAUGCGGAACAGAAUAUACCAACACGCUGUCUAAAAUAAAUUUUCAAUUUUUUUAACAAUAUGAACUUUGGAUGAUUAUGCUUUUUUCCCAUAAUGUAAUAAAAUAUUUUCUUUAAAAAUGGGUGCAUACAGAGUAUUUUGUUGAAUAUGAGCUUUGCAGAAAACACAGCUUUACUCUUGAAAUAAAUGGAAGUUAGAAAUAUUUUUGAGCUCACACUGAUUCUGUUUGGUUUAGAGAGCUAUGCUAGCAGUUGUUGUUAACCAGAUGUUUAAAGGAAUACUGAAAAGUGGGCCAGAAGUACCUGACCAUGUUCUGUUAUGUUGAAAUUUUUUAAAGGGGCGAAAAGGAGCUAUGUAGGCAACUCUCACUAAAUUUCAGGGGGAUAUCUUAGGCCCCUCUAAGAGUUCCAGCUUUUGGCUCCUAGAAAUACUUUAGGGCUGGGAAAUGUGACAGCCCAUGGGGAAGUUCUCCUGAAGGUGAAAUGAGGAGGCCAGAAGAGGGGUUGGGGCAAGCGUUCUUUGGAGGACUUUGUGAUACAGCUCCUAGACAUCACUGGUGACAAAUUUUGAGCAUGGAAGACAAGGGGUCCCACUCUUACUCUUCCUGGACUAGCAAUGAAAAGGGUUUGACUCAGUAAUUCUAGUAGACUAAAAUAGAAAAGACUGUAUUGGGUGGAAAUCUAUGAGUUCUGGGAGCCAGGUAUUGGUAAGGUACUUAAACAGGUGAUUGAUUAAGAUUUAGAAUAGAUCCCUGUUGUAUUGGGCUAUAUUUUGGCCAACAGAAUCUGAGUUACCUUUCAGAAAAGGACUUUGCUAUCAAAAUGACUUAUUACUGAAAAAUGCGAAGACUUGCAGCUCACAUUUCAACUUACUUGCAUGUCAGUCACCCACCCUUAUCCUUCCAACAACAGUGAAAUAAGAGACCUCUAGGGGAAAAAAUCAGUUCCAGCUAAUCCUUAAAAACAAACCAGUUGUCUGUUUGGGAGGUUAGGGGAGGGCUUUGUGGAGCAGGAGAGCUGACAAAUUUAAGGAUAUCAUUAUGAGUAGAAGACUGCAAUAUUCAGACUGUAGUGUGUAUGCAUUUUGUUUUGCUGUGGCCUUUAUCUUUUUUUAGUGUCAGAAAUACUCUUUGUUUGUUCUCUGGAGUACUCUUUGGAAUUAUAUUGAACGUCUGCCUUUCUUUAACCUUCAAGUUUAAAAUCAAUGAUUAUAUUUUAAAAAAGGCAAAUAGUAAACACUGUGGCUUUCUCAUGUCUGCAUCAGCUUCAGUAACACAGUCAUCCUAAUAUACUGUAUGAAUAUAUAAUUAUUUUUUAAUACUUUCUGUUGAAAUAAAGCUAGAAAAAAUAAUUUUGAACAUAGCCAGAGAUGGCUGUAUACUUUGUCUUCGAGGAGUAGCAUGUGAGUCCAGAAAGAGCCUUGUGUCUUGUCUCUUUUGACACACUGUACUUGAUACUUCUGGGCUGUUUUUUCUGGGAUACUUAUGUAUGGUUUUUUAGUCGUUUGUUUGCUUUUUUUAAUGGCUAAUUAUAAAAUAAAAUGGAAGUACAUUUUUGUGUAA